Messenger RNA from Aspergillus niger, 2076 nucleotides. RefSeq lists its product as uncharacterized. Bases 1 to 2076 code for a protein of 691 amino acids. Gene Ontology annotation, molecular function: RNA polymerase I general transcription initiation factor activity; RNA polymerase I core binding. NCBI's taxonomy places the organism in Eukaryota, Fungi, Ascomycota, Eurotiomycetes, Eurotiales, Aspergillaceae. The record is from RefSeq and is a predicted model, not a curated record. Gene Ontology annotation, biological process: transcription initiation at RNA polymerase I promoter. Gene Ontology annotation, cellular component: nucleus. The transcript has 2 exons.
AUGGUCGUCCUUGCCACCGCCUCCCGCACCGCAACGAUCGCACCCAGGCCGACGACUAAUCCAUCCAAGAUGCUAGUUACAUCAUCACCUGUGUCCAUUCUAAAAACGCCUAAGAGCACCCCAUCCACGACUGGGAUUAAGCACAGGAUGAUGAUGGGAGACGACUACAGCGAUCUCUCCCUGUCCCCGUCGUCCUCGUCCGACGCGGAACACAGCCCGAGUCCCCGGAAGCGGACGCGAGUGAAGUUUGAUAAGGAGGUGUUCAUGGUACCAUAUAAAGAGGAACCUGAGCCGGAACGGAAACCAGAGAAGAGCGCAGCCGUCGUCCGCGAGGAGGUGCGCAGGGCCAUCCAACGGCAUGUCUCUGGCACCGACAGCGAGGCGUACGACCGCAUCAAGGAGACUUUUGCGGUGGACCCGCGGCGCCGGGAUGAGGACAACAUGUUUGCCUACGAUGUACCUACACAUACGUCCUUGAGACAUCAUCUCCUGGGUCUUUUGUCAAAUGUUGCGUCCUUGGAUCGCACUUGCAACGGACUGGUCCAAGCUGUGCUGAAUAGCGUAUGGCUGGGCCGGGACGAGUCGUACAUCAAGUUGUAUAUACGCUUUCUCGGUAACCUUGCCGCUGCCCAGGGCAGCUAUCUGGGGGCUGUGCUCAAAAUGCUGGUCAACUAUCUGGGAGAGCUUCCCAAGGACACGGGGAAGAUCCCGGGUUACCCGUCUGUUCAUGUGCCGGUGCUCUACUCCCGCGUGCACUUGGCUUUGCGCCAUGUCAUGCAGUUGAUUCCGUCUGGUAGUGGAACGCUGUCGCCUCUUUUGUCUGCACAGUUUCCUUUUGCUUCCGAUUCGGCCAAGGCCAACAUUGCGUAUACGCGGAAUCUCAUCCGGGUGAUCAGCUAUGCCCCGGAGCUUCAGGGUGAUAUUCUUUCCCUGAUAACGGAAAAGCUAGUCAAGAUUGACGUCCACAUCCAAGUGGAUCUAGAGGACAUCGAGGAUGAAGUCGGUGAGGAUGUCCUGCAGGGAGUCUCUCCGGAAUCAGUCAUGAUCGAGGAAGAUGAUGCGGAUGACGACGAUGACAACGACUCCGUUCUUAGCGAUGAUUCGGUAGACGAUGAAUCCAAGCGGAUCAAGGCCAUUCGGGACAACAUCCUCAAGCUGGAUGGCAUGAUUGACACCAUGUUCGAAUAUUAUGCCCCUCCGUUCACGCUGGGCUCCCUGGACGACAAGGAAAAUGCCUUCGAUCUUCUGAUGAGCCAUUUCCAGAACAUUAUUCUCCCCACGUACCGCUCGCGCCACUCUCAAUUCCUUCUCUUCCACUUCUCUCAGUCAUCCCCAAUUCUUGUGGACCGCUUCGCCGCGAUGUGCACCGAGCUUAUCUUUAACAAGACGCAGCCAGCCAUUAUGCGCCAAUCAGCUGCUGCUUACCUCGCCAGCUUCGUUGCUCGCGGGGCCCAUAUUUCUGGCGAGGUUGUCCGGGAUGUGUUCGAUCUGUUGGGCACGUAUCUGAACAGUCUUCGUCUGGAUUAUGAAGCCACUUGCCGGGGCCCCGACCUCCGCCGCUAUGGCCCCUUCUACUCGACGGCUCAGGCCCUGCUCUACAUCUUCUGCUUUCGCUGGCGAGACCUGACCACCGCUGCGCUGGAGGGCGACACUCCGGACCAAGUGGACGAGCUUGAGCCAGAAGACAUCAUGUUCCCGCCGUCAGUCAAGGAAGUGCUGCACCAAGCCAUCCACUCCAAGCUGAACCCGCUGAAGGUGUGCUCGCCCGCGAUCGUGUCCCAGUUCGCGCGGAUGUCGCAGCACUUCAACUUGAUGUACGUGUUCAGCAUCCUCGAAACAAACAAGCGACUACGCCGGGAGAUCCGCGCCGGCGACGACCUUGGCUACCAACUAGACGCCUACUUCCCCUUUGACCCCUACCAGCUCCCGCGCAGCCGACGCUGGGUGGAAAACGACUACGUCCACUGGCGCGGCAUCCCAGGUCUAGACGAAGACGACGACUCGGACAGCGAAGCGGACGACAACGAGUCGGACGAAGACCUCAGCGAUGGGACCGAAACGGAUGACGAAUUGUGA